Molecule: messenger RNA, 3180 nt
Organism: Xyrauchen texanus (razorback sucker)
Lineage: Eukaryota; Metazoa; Chordata; Actinopteri; Cypriniformes; Catostomidae
Product: zinc finger protein 761-like
Exons: 2
Coding region: 161-3163 (1000 amino acids)
Cellular component (GO): nucleus
Source: RefSeq, a predicted model, not a curated record
GUUUGCCGGAGCACUGCAGGGGAGCAGAGAGUCUUCUCGUUGCCAUGAAGAUUCUGUCCGCUGACUGGUGUGAAUCGACGUCGAAGGUAGAGGGGCUUCGAGACAAGAGUUUCAUCUUGAGUGGGGGGAAAAUUCUGAACCUGCAGACGAUUCGCACAUCAUGCUUGAAGGAGAGGAGAAUAUGCAAGAAACCAACUUGAAUGAGGCAGAAACCAAUGAACAGACUUCGAUGAAAAGAGGAAUGGGGGUAUUACUUUCAAAAGGUCUGGCAUCAAGCUACCAGUCACUUGAAGUCCCUGAUGUUCGACCUGAGUGCUUGCCAUUUAAUCUUGGUGAAAAAGAGAGAGAAAAAGGCUGCUGUGAAACAGAUGUGAAUAGUUUUCCAGAACAAUUAAGCACUUCUGAUUUUACCCCUGUCAAAGAGACUGUCAUGGAUGCUCAGAAAUGUUUGGAUGUUUGUGAUGUUUCUGAUAGUCUUUCCAGCAUCACGUUCAAUGAGCCAAAAUUAUUGCCACUUAAUGCAGGAUUAGAUAAACCACAAAUGGAUGCAGAUCUGUCUAUUAAGACUGAUAUAAUCAUCACAAGUAGUCAGUUAGAAAGAGACUCUGACAGUAAUAAAGGCCAGCGAUUAUCUAUGGAAGGUCAGAAGACCACAUUAAGAGAGGGAGAUUCUGGCAAAAACAUCCAUGAAAAUACUGCAGAUGCAAAAGUUUCUGACAUUGAAAAUCAAGGAGUAUUACAUGUCAUGCACUUUGAAGCAUUAAAUCAAAAUGAUGUAGCAUUGGAUAAGGCCAGUGUAGAUGAUUCAAUUGAGAAAACACCCUCAGAGAGUUCAUUCCUUACACCUGUAUCUUUGCAAGUGUCUAACUCAAAGGACAAUUACCAGAAACCUUUGAGUGAAGACAAUGCUAAGGAAAACAAUAUGGAGAUGACAACAGAACAUCAACAUGGAUAUUCUUCCUUUUCUCGUGGACGUCCACGCAAAGAAAAAGAGAUCAUCAAGUGUGAAUACUGUGGCCGCCCAUUCAAUCAUUCCUCAGCAUACAUCAUUCAUCGGCGCGUUCACACUGGUGAGAAGCCCUUUAAUUGCCCGGAUUGUGGUAAAGCUUUUGCUCAGCUCUCCAACCUUCGAUCUCACGCUAGAGUCCAUAAAUGCAAAAUUCGGAGUCGGAAACAUGCACACAGAUACCAAAGUAGAGCCUUGGGGGAAACUGUAAACAUGAGCCAAGUAAUUAUGGCUAACAAAGUGGAAAAUAACUGUUUUAGUAAUCCAAUUACUUCUCCUAAAAGGAGGAGAAGGAGAGGGAGAGGGAAUCUUCAUACUUGUCCGAUCUGUGGCAAAGUCUUUUGUUACAAAUCCGUCCUUAAGAUCCAUCUCCGGAUUCACAGUGGAGAAAAGCCAUUCUCAUGUAAAGUUUGCGGCAAAGCAUUUACACAGGCAUGUACUGCCCGUGUCCAUGAGAGAGUGCACUGGUCCACAAAGCCUUUUCUGUGUUCAAAAUGUGGAAAGGGAUUUUCACAGAUUGGACCCUUAAAAGUACACACCUGUGAAGGUAAAAUACACCUACAUGCAUCCUUAAAAGAUAUGGAAUUGGCUGGUGUUAUAACAUUCAAAUGUCACAUUUGCAAAAAGUGCUUUGGCACCAGAGAUGAGUAUGAAUUACAUCUGCAAGGACACACAGAGACUGAGCGUUACAAGUGUGACCGUUGCAAGCAGGCGUUCAGUGUUCUCUCUGAGCUAAAUGCACAUGGCAAGCAUUGCUUGUCCAUGCGGCUUACAAAAGCAAAAGCUUCUGUUCACUAUUCUGCUCGCAGAUUACAGCCCAAAAACUCUCUGACAGUAAAAACAUAUCCUGCGCUUUCUCUUGUAAAAUCCCCCCCAACUCCCCGAAAAGAGCUUUCCCCACCAAAGAAGAUCAAACGAUCCCCCUCUUUACUUUCUUGCCCUCCAAAGGUUAUGGCAACCUUCACUUAUGAGCCACAGAGGAACCGCUUUCUCAGUCAGCCAAACAAAUCUAGCUAUUUUGUAUCUCAGUUGAACGGUACAGACCGGAAAGCAGACCCAAGAAAGUACUUCUGUCCACGAUGUGGGAGAAUAUUUCGGCAUGUAGGACGACUGAGAGCCCAUAUGCUUACUCAUGCACGAGAUCAAGGCUUCUCCUGCAGUGAUUGUAGCAUGACUUUUAAAAACUGGAGAAAAUUUUGGAUUCAUCUGCGGCUACAUAGACAGUGCAGAGGGCGCUUUUUUUGUCAAAAGUGUGGUCAAGGGUUUCGAUUUGUGGGCUUGUACAAUGAACAUUUGCAACAGCAUCCAGAACUUAAUGCACAUGUUUGUCCAUUCUGUCCUCACACCUUCUCAAAUGCAAAACUUUUGAGGAAUCACCAGCAAGAAUGGCACGGGUCAAGUAUGCCCUACAUUUGUGAUGAUUGUGGAAAAGGUUUUGCAAGUGCGGUUAUUCUUAAGCGACAUAGAGUUGUUCACUGUACAAACGAUCAGUUGGAGACAACUUACAUAGUUGAUAUGCAGCCCAGUGUAUGUCCCUAUGAAUGUGGUACAUGCAGUGCCAGUUUUGAGACCCUGGAAUUGCUUUUCCACCAUCAGUUCUCCCACAAUUCUGCAGAGAAAGGACCAAUAUCAAGAAAAGGCACAAAUGUUUGGAAGCAGCAACAUGUACUGGAGGAGCGUUCUCACUUCCAGUUAAAUCACUCUCACUACCUCAAACAUAGUAGCCGUGACUAUACAGCCAGCCUAUGUGAUGAUCAGACACAUGAUAGCAUUCUCCCAUUCUCCCCUUCAAACGAUGCAGUAAUACCUCAUUCUUCAUCACACGUUGGUUCCAUGCCUUUACAUCCAGCACUACAGCAGCAGAAAAAAAUAAACACAGAUGCCCAAAGCCCCACUGGGAUGUUGCCUCAUCUGCCAUCAGGUCACAAUUCCAUUCCUCAUUCUCAAACUAAUAAGUUACAAGUGGUUAAAACGUCAAUACAUGAUAGUGACAAAUGUCUAACAAUGGAAGGAUUAAAUAACUCAAACCAAUCACCAUCCGCAGUAACGAAAGAGAAGAAAACUGGUGACUUAGUUUGCACAGAAUGUACUGCAUGUUUUUCCAACCUUCUUGCAUUGCAUGCACAUUACUUCAAACAUGCCAGAGGAGACAUAUGAAUAUCCCAUAUCAAUAU